Molecule: messenger RNA, 761 nt
Organism: Staurois parvus
Lineage: Eukaryota; Metazoa; Chordata; Amphibia; Anura; Ranidae
Source: the annotation of a GenBank genome assembly
UUUUUUCAGCUGAAUUGGAGUUUGUCCAGAUCAUUAUCAUAAUCGUGGUCAUAACUGUAAUGGUGGUUGUAAUUGUCUGCCUUUUGAAUCAUUAUAAACUGUCUACGUGGUCCAUCAUUAACAGACAAAGCCAAAGUAGAAGACAGGAAGAAGCCCUACAGCCGGAAAGGUGUUUGUGGCCUUCAGAUAACUUAGAGUCACGACAAGGAGCAUCAGAGAUCAUGUACGCAUCAAGGUCAAGAGACAGAUUCACGACUCCUUCCUUUAUGCAGAGAGAUCAUUUUAGCCGCUUCCAGCCAACAUAUCCUUAUAUUCAGCAUGAGAUUGACCUUCCACCUACUAUUUCCCUAUCUGAUGGAGAGGAGCCUCCACCCUACCAGGGUCCAUGUACUCUGCAGCUACGGGAUCCAGAACAGCAGAUGGAACUUAACCGAGAAUCUGUCAGAGCACCUCCAAACAGGACCAUUUUUGACAGUGAUUUGAUAGAUAUAUCGAUGUACAAUGGGGGUCCCUGCCCACCUAGCAGCAAUUCGGGCAUCAGUGCAACCAACUAUAGCAGCAAUGGCCGAAUGGAAGGGCCACCACCAACCUACAGUGAAGUUAUGGGAAACUAUCCAGGCUCAUCGUAUUUCCACCACCAGCAAAAUAACACCUCUCCUCCUUCUCAGACAAGUAGUAGACUUACAUUUCAAGCAAGUGAUGCAGAGAGCACAGUAGUUCCUGUCAAUGGAAAAGACAGACAGCCAGGGAACCUUGUUUGA